Molecule: messenger RNA, 1181 nt
Organism: Erythranthe guttata (spotted monkey flower)
Lineage: Eukaryota; Viridiplantae; Streptophyta; Magnoliopsida; Lamiales; Phrymaceae
Product: syntaxin-51
Biological process (GO): intracellular protein transport; vesicle fusion; vesicle-mediated transport
Cellular component (GO): membrane; SNARE complex; endomembrane system
Molecular function (GO): SNAP receptor activity; SNARE binding
Source: RefSeq, a predicted model, not a curated record
AAAAAAAUUCAGAUCCAUUGUUGUUUAAUUAUUUGGGAAUAUAUAAGCUGGCAAGCAACAAUAAAAAUUGGAGUAUUGAUUUGUCGUGUGCGCGCGUGGCAGAACGAUCAGGCCAGACAAAUUUUCGCCGGUAGCUGGUGGCGGCCGCCUUCCGAUAGAAAACCUCUCGAGCUGUACGGCACGUUAUCUCUAUUCCCUGUAUACAAUUCCACGAUUCUGAUCACCGAUUCCAUUGGGGAAGUGAAAUGGCGGCUCCUGGAGACUCAUGGGUGAGGGAGUAUAAUGAAGCAGUCAAACUUGCUGAUGAUAUCACAAACAUGAUAUCUGAGAGGAGUUCGUUACCCGCAACUGGGCCAGAAGCACAGCGCCAUUCUUCUGCUAUACGGAGGAAAAUAACCAUACUAGGAACCAGACUCGAUAGCUUGCAGUCCCUUUUCUCUAAGCUACCCGGAAAGCAAUCCCUGAGUGAAAAGGAAAUGAAUCGUCGUAGGGACAUGGUUGCAAAUUUGAGAUCAAAAGUAACUCAGAUGGCUUCUGCAUUGAACAUGUCAAACUUUGCGAUCAGAGACAGCUUACUUGGGCCAGAAAUAAAGCAGGCUGAUGCCAUGAGCAGAGCAACUGGUCUUGACAACCAUGGCGUCGUUGGUCUUCAAAGACAAAUUAUGAAAGAACAAGAUGAAGGUCUUGAAAGAUUGGAGGAGACAGUCUUAAGCACCAAACAUAUUGCAUUGGCAGUGAACGAAGAGCUUGAUCUACAUACCAGACUAAUUGAUAAUCUGGAUGAGCAUGUUGAGGUUACCGACUCCAGACUACAGCGAGUUCAAAGGAAGCUUGCGAUAUUGAAUAAACGGACAAAGGGGGGCUGCUCCUGCAUGUGCCUGCUGAUAUCUGUUAUAGGGAUCAUUCUGCUGGUUGCUGUUAUAUAUAUGCUGAUCAAGUAUUUGUAAUAUAUGAUCGAUUUUUUGCUAUGAAAUGAAGAGCUCAAAGGCUCGGUUUGUGUCCUCCUUGAAUUUCGGUUUUUUUUCCUUUGUUUCUCAAGUUCUUGUGUAAGUAAAACGACAGGAUUUGAUUGCCGAAACUAAAGUUCGUCCCGCUUGUUGUAAAAACUAUGUUCACUUCUUUUUCUUUGUGUGAAAAACAUGUGCUGUUGAGUUUGAUGAUAUUUGUCAUAUUUGCUUUGU